Rhopalosiphum maidis (corn leaf aphid) is the source of this 1366-nucleotide messenger RNA. RefSeq names its product pleckstrin homology domain-containing family J member 1-like. The transcript has 5 exons. The coding region runs from base 283 to 879 and encodes 198 amino acids. Lineage: Eukaryota; Metazoa; Arthropoda; Insecta; Hemiptera; Aphididae. Gene Ontology annotation, biological process: retrograde transport, endosome to Golgi; receptor recycling; endosome organization. The record is from RefSeq and is a predicted model, not a curated record. Gene Ontology annotation, cellular component: trans-Golgi network; early endosome; recycling endosome.
GAAGCAUUUAUAUUUACAUAUUCAACAUGUAAAUACAUGUUGUGUUCAACUUAAAAGUUUCAACUGUAUAAUUGUAUAAAUAAAAAAUAAAAUUGUCAACUGUGUAAAUAGUGAGUAUAAAAAUUUGUCAGUAAAAAUUAUGUUUAACUGUGAAUUGUGAUAGUACGUUCGAUUGGAAAUCAUUAGUGCUGAACGGAUUUUAGUAAAAAAAAACAAAACAAAUUCUGUAUUAGUUAAAUACAAUAAAAUAAAUUGUCUCGAAAAGAAAACGACAGAUUCAACAUGAGAUUCAAUAACAAAGAAAUGAUUCAUGUCAGCCAUUCAAAUCCUGUUCUUGAAGGGCGGAUGUCCUAUACAAAAUUGUCCAAUGGAUAUGCAUCUAAAGGUUUCAAGGAAAGAUGGUUUCGACUCAAGUACAACCUAUUAUUUUACUUUAAAAUAAAUGGAUUUGGGCAAGUUGAUUUACAUCAACCAGCCGGUGUUUUUGUUUUGGAGAAUUCUAUUGUAAGACUUGAGAAUAAUAUGCCAGGAACAUUGUUUUCAUUUUCUCUUUCAUUUAAAGAUGAACCAGAUAAAAAGUACAUUAUUUCUAGUCAAUCUGAGGAUCAUGUUCAUCAGUGGAUCAAAUGUAUUCAAUGCUCAACUUAUGAAUAUAUGAGGACCCGAAUGACUACAAUACAAAAAAAAAUCGUGGAGCUUACUGGAAGAGAUCCGUUAUUGAUGUAUCCGGAGGAAGGGAAGAAAAUUGGCCGGACGAAAAGAUCGGCGGCGGAUGGAGACGAUGAUUUAUUUUUCAACUUGCCGACUAAUCCACUUCCUCCACCCAGGCACAAACAUGAUGCCUGCAAAACGGUCGAAUCGAAUCUAAUCGAACUGUAAAGAAUUGUGUCUGUAAGUAGGUAUGUUAUGCGUGUAUGCAGAGAAGGGGUUGUUUGUUGUUCACCAUCACGCCGAACGAUACCGGCUGACGACGCGCGUGCAUCGAUGUACCUUAUAUUUAUUUUGUAAUAUGCGUGCCGCUAGCUAGUGAUUUUGUGUUUUCAAAUUCGAUUACAUUAUACCUAUCGUGUUACAUGCCUUACCGUAAAAAUAUUAUUCUUAUUACUAUAUACACGGUAUACCGCUGUUAACCCUGUUAUCGUAUAUUAUCAUACAUGUCGGCGGGGUGGUUUCAAAUUUACAACUGAAACGUAUUCACUUCUGGAAAACGUUUUCCCAGUUAUGCUGCGUCCCGAAUAAAUUCCUAUAUAAUACAUUAUUAUAUUAAAUUGCAACAUAUGGUUUCCAUAAUUUUGUAUAGGUAGGUAUAUUAUAUAUUAUACCUAUACGAUAUAUAAGCAUACAUAAUAUAUUAUAUAGUAAAUAA